UAUUGGACAGAUAUUUUCUCUUAUAAGCUAUAUGCAUACACAACUAUCGAAAGUAGUAAACGAUCAAAUGAACAUAAUUAUUCAACUCCUUCAAAAUUAAUCGGAAAAGGAAAGAAGAUUCCGAUGUCGGAGAACCAGAGUCAACAUCACAAAUCUCCAGUGGUGGAGAGAAAGAAAGUGUCUAUAGAGAACAGCCAUGGUGAGAAGCUAGUCGGGAUACUGCACGAGACGGGGUCGAGCGAGCUCGUAGUUAUAUGCCAUGGAUUCAGGUCCACGAAGGAUCGAAUUCCUAUGGUGAAUCUUGCUUUUGCUUUCGAGAGAGAGGGAAUCAGCGCCUUCCGCUUUGAUUUCGCUGGCAAUGGGGAAAGUGAGGGCUCGUUCCAAUAUGGAAAUUACCGUAGAGAGGCUGAGGAUCUGUAUGCUGUAGUCAAGCACUUCAAGGCUGAGCAGUGUUGCAUAGUGGCCGUUGUUGGGCAUAGUAAAGGAGGGAAUGCCGUUCUGUUGUACGCCUCAAAGUACCAUGACGUUCAGACAGUCGUCAACAUAGCCGGACGCUUUGAUCUGAGGCGAGGGAUUGAAGGUCGCUUGGGGAGAGACUUCGAAGAAAAGAUCAAGCAAUGUGGAUUCAUCGACGUGAAGAACAGGAAAGGGAAAACUGAAUAUCGGGUGAUGGAGGCAAGCUUGAAGGACCGUCUCGAGACGGACACUCGUGCUGCGUGUCGAUCCAUCCCUCCGGACUGCAGCGUACUAACGAUACACGGCACAUUAGACGAAAAGGUUCCAGUGGAAGAUGCGUCAGAGUUCGCCAAAAAUAUUCAAAAUCAUAAUCUAUGUAUAGUUGAAGGAGCCGAUCAUGAAUUCACCAAGCAUCAAUCUCAGCUCAACAACAUCGUGUUGCAUUUCGUGUUGAAGCGUCUCCGAUCCUCCCGGCUCUGAUUCUCUGCUCUGAUUCUCCGAUCAUGAAUUCACCAAGCAUCAAUCUCAGCUCAACGACAUCGUGUUGCGUUUCGUGUUGAAGCGUCUCCAAUCCUCCCGGCUCUGAUUCUCUGCUUAUAUGUAACAUUACAACGUUUAAUAUUUCAAACAAUCUAUUCAUACAUUUUCUUGAAAUGAAAAAAGUUGAUAGGUAGGUUUCCUCAA
Salvia splendens (bonfire salvia) is the source of this 1140-nucleotide messenger RNA. RefSeq lists its product as uncharacterized. Bases 124 to 936 code for a protein of 270 amino acids. The record is from RefSeq and is a predicted model, not a curated record. NCBI's taxonomy places the organism in Eukaryota, Viridiplantae, Streptophyta, Magnoliopsida, Lamiales, Lamiaceae. The transcript has 7 exons.